CCUGCUUUCCGUAGCUCGAGCCGGCUACGUUGGCAACAUGGCGUCCCCUGAUGUCCACGUCCGAAUGUGUGAACAAGAAAUACUGAAAUAUGACUUGGAGAUCAAAGCUCUCAUCCAGGAUGUUCACGAGUGCUCAGGGCCUCAGAACCGGCUGAUGGAACUGAACGCAGACAUGAAGAAGAGUUUCCACAACCUCAGACUGAGGAUCCAGGAUUUAGAACAGAUGGCGAUGGAGCAAGACAAAGAGUCUGGCAAGCAAACAUUGAUCAGUCAGGUAGAGGGACACAGAAAACAGAUGCUGAGCAACCAGACAGCUUGGAGGAAAGCUAACCUCGCCAGCAAGCUGUCCAUAGACAAUAUGGAAAAGCAGGCACUUCUGGAUAGAUCAGAUAGCGCUGUGAGAGAGAGGAAGAUGACCAAAGAUGGCCUGGCCCAGACAACCAGCGACAUUACAGCAAACCUUAUGAGCAUCAGUCGGAUGAUGGCGCAGCAGGUUCAGCAGAGCGAGGAGACCAUGACCUCACUAGGGACCUCCUCCAGGACAAUCCAAGAGACCAACGAGGAAUUUAAGACCAUGACGGGGAGCAUCCAGCUCGGGAGAAAACUCAUCACCAAAUACAACCGAAGGGAGCUCACUGACAAACUACUGAUCUUCCUGGCGUUGGCUCUCUUCUUCGCCACAGUUCUCUACAUUCUCAAGAAGAGACUGUUCCCCUUCCUGUAGGCCAAGGUAACUCCGAGGACACUCUCCCGUAACCACACACACUACGUUCCACAGUCGCAUCAAACUAUUUCAAUAAUUCUGAAGGCAUUGUAUCAUUACACACAUUAUUCACUAGUGUUCGCUCACUGGAAUGCUGUCUGCUCACUCGGCUGAGCUGAGAUGCUGCUGAGGGUGAAAUAAUGUCCACAAAGUGGAAGAUAAACCUCUGCACUCAUAUCUCUAAUCUGUUUUAUUUAUCAAAAUGUUUGGUCUACUGUUUUUCAUCAAACCAAGGGAAUCACUUGUGAGGGCAGAUGUAUAUGUGAUGACCCAAAAUGUGUCAGAGGUCUUUAAUUAGUGGCACAGUAAUGCUGUGCAUUGCUUUUACUUACUGUAAGUCAGACGUGGAGGGAUGGGAGACCAAAUAUUUUCUUUAAAGGGUUUCACAACUUUUCAGUAAAAUCUGAUUAUCAUAAAACGAUUGCUACUGUUCAUAUCAGCUCAACCGACUGCUACUGGCGAGACAAUAUUGUUAAAAUGCUUGAGUAGGUUUAGGAAAAUAUUUGCGUAACAAAAAAUUGCCUUUUUCAUAUAUUCUUCAGUAACUUGUGCUUUAACCAAACCAUUACAGUUUGGACUUUAUUUGUAUUUAACCUCAUUAAUGUACUGUGCAAGUCAUGUUUUAACUUUAUGAGUAAUUUGUAUUUAUAUUUACAAACUGUAUAAUCACUUUAUGGUUUAAUUUAUUAUUACACUGUAAUGAGCUAUUGCUAUUUUUGAAAAUAGAAAUAUUGAAAUGCUUUUCAACUUCGUUUUCACACAAUCCUAUCUCAAUUCACUCCCUGUAUGUGUUUUACAAGCCCAGUUAUCAUAAUGGUACAUUGCAUGUGCACUUCAAUUCAAACUGUGCCUAUAUUUAUUUGGUUGGCAUGCAAACCAAAAAGGAAGCCUUUUUAUUCGGUGGAAGAGUCCGAGCACUGACCGGCUUCCCUGCCCUCGUGUCACUGCUCUGCAGCGCAGCAGAAGGCCCAGAGAAGCAGUGGCAGUCAUCACGCAGGCAGAGAUAGAGCAGCAUGCGUCCCUGCCUUUCUUCAGAUAAGACCGGGAAAAGCUGAUUAUUCCGACCAGUUUCCCCUCUCCCUUUCCAGUGUGGGUGGAGGUUGAGGUGGGGGAUAUUUUUAGAGUUGUGUGGUGCUGUUAUCUGACAUUGCCUUUUCAACACCUCGGAGGAGAGGGUGGCCAGAGGAGCUACAUGACCUUGCCACCCUUUGUGAAAUCUCCUUGCAUUGCUCAUAUGUUGAAUAUAUGUAAAUGCUCUUCAGUGUUGAUGAUCAAUAAACGCAGAGUCUACUGGCUUGUGA
This is a messenger RNA of Platichthys flesus (European flounder), 2064 nucleotides long. It is a transcript of the gene bnip1a, whose product is annotated as BCL2 interacting protein 1a. Bases 38 to 724 code for a protein of 228 amino acids. The record is from RefSeq and is a predicted model, not a curated record. Gene Ontology annotation, molecular function: SNAP receptor activity. Gene Ontology annotation, cellular component: SNARE complex; endoplasmic reticulum. NCBI's taxonomy places the organism in Eukaryota, Metazoa, Chordata, Actinopteri, Pleuronectiformes, Pleuronectidae. Gene Ontology annotation, biological process: retrograde vesicle-mediated transport, Golgi to endoplasmic reticulum. The transcript has 6 exons.